AUGGAUUUCCACUUUGCUUUCUUGCUGCUGCAGGUGAACCUGAUCAACCAAGGAGCUCUUGAUGCUCCCUUCAGCUGCAUCCCUUCAGCCACAAAGGUGGGCUUGGGCUUCAAGUUGGCACCUCAGGAGGGCAUCAUUGCAGCACGUGGGAGCCAGACUCUCCAGAUCUCCUUCAGUGCCACCGUGUUGGGGAGGUUUGAGGAAGAAUUCCGGUUCAGUGUGGCUGGAUCUCCUACGCCUGCCAUCCUGACCAUCAAGGGCAGCGUCACUGGACCGAGUUUGCACUUCGACCUCCCUGAGCUCGACUUCGGGGACAUCUCCUUUGGCUUUCCCUACACCCAGCGCUGCCGGCUCACUAACAGCUCCCCGGUGCCCGUGACGUUCCAGCUCCGCAUGUCGUUCGAUGGCACGCAGCCGGCUGUGGACAGCGUGGAUCAGAUCCGCUGCCACAGUGACCCAGCCUGGAGGAAGGGCGUUCACUUGUAUGUGGAGCCCCGGGAGUUUACCAUCACUCCCAGCCAAGGGACCAUCCUGCCCCAGGGACACCAGGACAUCCAGGUGACCCUGUGUUCCAACUCGGUGAUGGAGUUCUACAGGAAAAUGCUGGUGGAUCUGGAGGGUUUUGGCAAGGGAGUGGCAUCAUUGGUCAUCACAGCCAGAUGUCUUGUUCCUAAGCUGCAAGUGUCCCCCCACGUGCUGCAGUAUGAUGAGUGCCUCCUGAAGGUGCCCUACGAGAAGAAGUUCAUCAUUAGGAAUCCCAGCCACCUGCCUGGCUGCUACGGGCUUAUUGAACAGAAACGCAAGGAGGACUCUGCUGUGCUCUACUCCAGCCCCAGGCCCUGUGGGAUUGUCCAGCCUCACAGCACUGCAGAGAUCCCAGUGCUGGUGGAAGUGCAGGCGCUGGGCACGCAUCGCACCAAUGUUCUCAUCGGCGUGUUCGGGGAUGAGAGAAACCCACUGGCUUCCAGUAUCCUGCCAGUGUCAGGUGUGCUGCAGCCAGGAGAGAGCCAGCAGGUCUCCUUGCCCUUCUCUGGCCACCUCAACAGCAUCUCCAGUGCCACGGCGCUGUGCCACGUGGAGGGAGGCCCCAGCUCCGAGGUGCUGGUGCCCGGGGAGGCCUCACGUGUCAGCUGCUCCCCGAGCCCCCAGGAGAUCAACUGUGGCUCUGGGGCACCUCUCAGGGAGAGAAGGGAGCUGAAGCAGCCACCUCAAAAGCUUGAGGAGGAGGCAAAAGCCUUGGCGGAGGAAGUGAGGCAGAAGGAGAAAGAGAAGCAGAAGAAAGAAAAGAAGGGUGUCUCUGUGGGGAAGGAACCUCCAAAAGCAGAGAAGGGGAAAACCAAACCCCCAGAGAAGAAGGAAAGCAAGGCCCCAGAGAACAAGGACACCAAAAUCCCACCAAGGAAGGAAAUCAAAGAACCAGAGAAGAUGGAAAACAAACUUCCAGAAAAGAAAAACAAACAUCCAGAAAAGAAAGAAACCAAAAUCUCAGAGAGGAAAGAAAGCAAAGCCCCAGAGAAGAAGGAAAGCAAGGCCCCAGAGAAAAAGAACACAAAAGCAUUAGAGAGGAAGGAAACUAAAUUCCCUGAGAAGAAGGAAACCAAAGCCCCAGAGAGGACGGAAAGCAAACUCCCAGAAAAGAAAUACAAACCUCCAGAAAAGAAGGAAACCAAAUUCCCAGAGAGGAAGGAAAGCAAGGCCCCAGUGAAGAAGGACACCAAAGCAUUAGAGAGGAAGGAAACCAAAUUCCCAGAGAAGAAGGAAAACAAAGUCCCGGAGACGAAGGAAAUCAAAAGCCCAAAGAAGGAAAGCAAAGCCACAGAGAAGAAGGAAAUGAAAAGCCCAGAGAAGAAGGAAAGCAAAGCCCUAGUAAAAAGGGAAAUCAGAAUUCUAAAGAAGGAAACCAAAUCUCCAGAGAAGAGAAGCAAACCUCCAGAAAAGAAGGAAACCAAAUUCCCAGAGAGGAAGGAAAUCAAAAUCCCAGAGAAGGAAAUCAAAGCACCAAAAAAGAAGGAACCCAAAGCCCUAAAGAAGGGGGAAGCCAAAGCCUGAAAGAAGGGAGGAACCAAAAUCCCAGAGAACCCAGCUGAGCUGGAGAAGAACUCUUUAUUUUAUUCACACAACUUAUUUUAUACAGUUUGCCAAACCUAAUGUGCAACUUUAGGUAGUUCAUCGAUUUCUUAUUACUAGUUAUGCC
Messenger RNA from Passer domesticus (house sparrow), 2194 nucleotides. RefSeq names its product hydrocephalus-inducing protein-like. Gene Ontology annotation, cellular component: axoneme. Lineage: Eukaryota; Metazoa; Chordata; Aves; Passeriformes; Passeridae. The transcript has 8 exons. Gene Ontology annotation, biological process: axonemal central apparatus assembly; cilium movement. The record is from RefSeq and is a predicted model, not a curated record. The coding region runs from base 1 to 2049 and encodes 682 amino acids.